Oldenlandia corymbosa var. corymbosa is the source of this 1302-nucleotide messenger RNA. Lineage: Eukaryota; Viridiplantae; Streptophyta; Magnoliopsida; Gentianales; Rubiaceae. The record is from the annotation of a GenBank genome assembly.
CCAAAGGCCUGCCACGUUGCUCCACACAUGUUGAUCCCAUUUUUUUUAUUCAGAAAAAUUUGUAUGUAAUUCUCCAUCUCUCUGUGUAUGUAUGUAUAUAGCUCACAGCUCUUGAACAAUCAAUCCAUCGUUCUCAGAAAAACAGUGACAUUUUUCUCUCUAUCUCAGCAAAAAAAAAAUAUGGCCUCAAAGUCUGGCCAUCUCAGAUCAAUUAGUUUACCUAGCAGAUCACAUCCUACCACUCUAAAAAUUGAAGAAGAGUUGAACAAGUUUACAACUUUUGAACUUGCAUCAUACAACUCAUCAGGGUCAAUCUGCAAUGCUCUGUGCAGAUUGGCAGAGUUGUACCAAUGCAUGGAUGCGCUUCUCAACUUGCCAUCCACCACUCAAGCUCUGUCUCAACAGAGCAACCAGAAAUUGGGCGAUGAAUUCGUGGAUGGAUCGUUGAGAAUCUUGGAUGUCUGUGGGAUUACAAGGGAGAUUGUGUCUCAGUUUAAGGAAAAUGUCAGAGAUCUUCAGUCUUCUUUAAGGAGAAGAAAGGGAGACUCUGGGAUUAACAACUAUGCUUGUUUCAGGAAGAAGAUGAAGAAUGAUGCCAAAAGAUACAGUGCAGCUCUGAAACAAAUUGAUGCUUCAUCAGCCCUUUUAGACCUUGAUGAUCAACACACCUCUGCAGUAAUCAGAGUGCUCAGGGAAGUUUAUUCAAUCAGCGUUUCUAUUUUCCAGUCAGUUUGGCUUUUCUUGUCUGGUCAAUCUACCAAACCAAAGACGAGCAAAUGGGCUUUGGUUUCUAGAUUGGUACAUAAAGAAAAAGCUGGAUGUGAAGAUCAUCAACAAGAAGGUGUCAACGAGUUGGAAAAUGUGGAUUCCGCAGUCAACAGCCUUUGCAGAAAUGAUCAAAGUCCAAAUGGGAAAAUCCAGAUUGUUCAAAGCAAAUUGGAGAGCUUGGAAGCUACCAUUGAAAGCAUGGAAAAUGGGUUGGAGGGAAUGUUUAGGUGCUUGAUUAGAUCAAGGACCACUCUCCUGAACAUCUUUUCAUGUUAAUAUCUGUAGUUUUCAGUGGAUGUUUGAUCCCAAAAAUCUGCAUAGGCAUUCAAAGUUUUUAGAUAUAUGCUUAUGAAAUGUAAAUGUACAUAAACAACUUUGUAAUACAUAGCAAAAUUUGCAACAAAUACUAUAUGAUUUUGGACAUCAUAAAGUUUGCCCAUCAACUUCCUGCAUCUCCAUUUAGCAAAGCUUUAUACCUCUUUUAGCUUAAUCAAUUGUUACCGUUGGUCAGUUCUUUUCACGUUCAUAACAAAG